GGGCCCCCGGCUCAGCUGCUGCGGUUGUGGUCCGGCCCCUCCCCCGCCCCGCUCGGCCGCUCUCAGGCCGGCGCUCCGCCCCGCACCGGGACCGGGGACGCCGUGACCCCGUCCUGCGGCCCGCCCGCGCCCGAGCAUCCCGAGACGGCGCUGCGCUCCGCGUGCGGACCGUGUUGAGUUCACAAGACCGCGACAUAAACAUUGAGGCCAGGGAGGAGGCGAAGGGGAUCUUGCACUCCUUUUAAAAACCUCAAACAUGGGAAAGUCUCUUUCUCAUUUGCCUUUGCAUUCAAAUAAAGAAGAUGGUUAUGAUGGGGUCACCUCGACAGACAACAUGAGGAACGGGUUGGUGAGCAGCGAAGUCCAGAAUGAAGAUGGAAGAAAUGGAGAUGUCUCUCAGUUUCCGUAUGUGGAAUUUACUGGAAGAGACAGCGUCACUUGUCCCACUUGCCAAGGAACAGGAAGAAUUCCUAGGGGGCAAGAAAACCAACUGGUGGCAUUGAUCCCAUACAGUGAUCAGCGGUUACGGCCAAGAAGAACAAAGCUGUAUGUGAUGGCAUCUGUGUCUGUCUGCCUGCUCCUCUCUGGAUUGGCUGUGUUUUUCCUUUUCCCGCGAUCUAUUGACGUGAAGUAUAUUGGCGUAAAAUCAGCCUAUGUCAGUUACGAUUUUCAAAAGCGAACCAUAUAUUUAAAUAUCACAAACACACUAAAUAUAACAAACAAUAACUAUUACUCCGUUGAAGUUGAAAACAUCACUGCUCAAGUUCAGUUUUCAAAAACGGUUAUUGGAAAGGCACGCUUAAACAACAUAACUAACAUUGGCCCACUUGAUAUGAAGCAGAUUGAUUAUACGGUACCCACAGUUAUUGCUGAGGAAAUGAGUUACAUGUACGAUUUCUGUACACUGAUCUCCAUCAAAGUACACAACAUAGUACUCAUGAUGCAGGUAACUGUAACAACGACAUACUUUGGACACUCUGAGCAGAUAUCUCAGGAGAGGUACCAGUAUGUCGACUGCGGAAGGAACACCACUUACCAGUUGGCCCAGUCUGAGUAUCUCAAUGUACUUCAGCCACAACAGUGAACUCUGAAGGAGAUGUGAUAGAGCAGAGGACACCCCUGAGGCAUUUCCAGAACUGUCAGUGAGGAGGCACUGCCUAGAAGGACAUCUUGAAUUGGGCAUGUCUAAAGUUGAAACUAGAACACUGAGGGUUCAGCCAACAGAAGCUGCUCCUUAAGCAGUUACUGGACUCUGGUUCUGUGUCGAGGAUUUGCUCGUACCAAGAGCUUUUACUUGAUCGUAAGUUAACUGAUUGGCUUUCUUCUCAUCUUUGUUCCCAAGGUGAAAAAACCGGAGACUUCCUCUAAAUACAAUAAAGAAUUACACAAAAGUCAUAGACUUAAUCUGUAGCUCUAUUGAUAAUAUAGUUCAGUCAUGAACGUAAUUUGAAAAAUAAUUCUGAAGAUUUUUAUAUGAAAUUACUGAAAGUCUAUUAUUCAUGGAAGACUUUUAAAAUCUAACCUGUUUUAUAAAUUCCCAUUCUUAUAUGAUGGUAGUCUUUCGACUAUAUGAUAACUUAGCUAUUAGCUAAAUGUUUUUAGCCUUUGAUUUGUUGAAAUUCUACUCAUUUGCAUGUUUUGUCUUAUUUCUAGCUAAUGGUUGUAUAAUAUUUACCAACCAUAACAGUCUGCACAAUUCUGGUCUACACUUUUUAAGAGCCUCUCAGUAUGUGCUUCAUGUAUAUAGCUUUGUGAACUUUCUGUGUGGUCCCCAAACACACUCCUUUUUUGUGUACAAUAUUGUAAAUAAACUGCAUGGCUUUUAUACAGCUUUGAUAAAGGUCAAAUGAAAUGGUACUGAUUAAGAAGUAAAGCAAGUUGUUCAUAAAGAGUAAAGGAGGACAAUGAAAUUCAGAAAUAUAUAAAAUAUCAGUAGAUUCCAGCUACUUGUUGGGUCUGACAUAAAAUAGAUAUUCAAUAAAACAUUUUGAUGCUUUACUUUUAUGUUGCUUUUCAUAUUAAGAAUUAUAUGGAUAUUUUCACAAUGAUUAGAUAUCAUCAAUUUUAUGAAUGCUAAAUGGAAGGAAAUUAUUUUUUACUACAAAUUAUUCAAGAAAUCCUUUCAUUGAACACUGGUGGCUACAUCAAAAUAAAACCUAUAGUUUGCUUGUAUAUCAUACUGAUUUGAUACUUCUAGCAGCUGCAUAAGUAUUCCUUUUUUACUUUAAUUUCAUCUAACAUUGUUUUCAAGUAUGAUGGAUGUGUUUGCCUUGUGGCUUACAUUUUCAGUGUCAUAUUCCAUAAGGUGUUUUUCCUUAUUCACUCAGAAAAUUCUAAGACCCUUUUAAAAUAUAUAACACUAACCAUAGGAGCUAAGUAUGAUAACAGGUUGAUUUUUUUUGUUUGUUUUUUUUCCUCGUGACAGAAAUUGGGUUUUCCUUUUCCCAUAUUCAAGUGCCUACCUUAGUUGCGUGUAGUUGCGUGUAGCCUAUUUGUCAGUGUGGCUCUUAAGUAUGAAACAUAGAUUCUAAUGACUUAAUCUUGUCCCUUAAGCACACUCAUAUCUCCCUUAGCUUUCAUACCAUAUUCCCCAUGUGAGUGAACAUUUCAAACAUCCAUUUUUUUGUAUCUUGCAUUCCUCAGGCGUUAUGAGGUUAGCAUCCUUUCUGUCAUACCCAGAUCAUCCUUUGCAUCAUUCAGUCUCUAAUCAAACCAGUCUUCGUUGGAAGUUUUCUUUUGCUGUGCUUGCUGGUCACCUCCCACCCCCCCCCACCCCCCCACCCACCCCCCACCCGUUCAUUCUCCUUCAGUCCCCCCGUUCAUUCUCCUUCAGUCAGCACACUGGUUGUGCUUACAUUUUCCAAAUUAAACUCACGUCAUUAUCUGUAUUCUCUCAUUUUGACAUAACCAAUGUCUGUGAGUCAACUGCUUUUCCUUUUUCUAGAAGUGUUUAAUCCUAUUACUUCAAAAUCACUAGUUAGACCUCCAAGCCUUGUGUCUUCUUGACUAGUAACUAUGUAGUUUCAUGUUUACUCAGUUAGCUUUCAUAAUUAAUGAUUUUUCUAUGUGUAAAAACAAAAUGUAAAGAAAUCUUUUAAUGAUUUCUCUUGUGCUUUUUCCUAUUCUUCAUGCUUCAUUACAUGGUGUGCAAAAUCAUCAUUCAUUCAUUACUUCAAAAUCAAUCUUUACAUAUGGCUCAUAUAAUAAUUUGUUUCUUCAGUGUGUAUUUUAGUCUGGGAUAGCACUGUGUAAGUGAGGAAGUUUGUUUUCACCUUCUUCUAGAGUACAUGUGUAAGGCCUGAAGAGGCAGGCCAGUGCAGCAAGUGGAAGUGCACAAAGUGAAGCAACUUUGUGCCCAGUGACUCGGUUUCAAAAUCUUUAACUCUUUAAAUUGAAAAUUCGAUCGCAUCUACACAUCUAGGGUUGAUGUCUAAUUCUGAUGAUGUUUGAGUCAUAAAAUAAAAAAAAAAAAAAAAACACCUUGGAAUUUAAACCCAAGUAAAAGAUAAAAGGAAGAGAGAUGUAGAUUCCUUGUGACUAUUCAAGGAGAAUCAAGUAACUCCUGGGUAAGCCAGGGUGGUAACAAGCUGUAAGUUAAUAAAACUAAACUAAAACAAACAACAACAACAUUUUUAGAGAACCCAAACAGUAGCCAUAAAAACAUUUGAAAGAAUGAAUGAGGCUUUAACUUUUCUUAGGUCAGUGCUGAGUCUGGCUUCUGGCAUGGAGAAAGGGUAGGUAUUAACAUAUUUUUAUGAGUACCUCUAUAACUUAGACUGGCAUAUGAUGAAGACAGUACAUGCUUUCAGAAGCAAAUUCUGUUUUACCCUGAUCCAACACUGCCCCGGCCUCACAAUAUCCUGUACAACACACUGGCUGCUGCUUUCUGUCUGCUUUUCUUAUGUGAUUUCUCAGCAGGGUACUGAGAGGAUUGCUUUAAAAUUACAGACUAGUACAUACUUACACUGCAGCCAGAACUAGGUUCUCUGUCUCAUAUUUGUGCCCUAUCAUUUAAAAUAUCCAUCAGAAAGCCAUGGUAACUCGGUUUAAUGCAAUUAGAAAUCAGAAGUGGCCAGCAAAAUGAUUCAGUGGAUAAGGAUGAUUACCACAAAGCCUGAUGACCUGAGUUCAGUUUCUGCAUCUCACAGCAGCAGGAGAGAACUGGCUUCUGCAAGUUGUUUUCUGAUGUCCAUGCACACACAGUACCACAUGUAUAUGCACACAUGCACAUACACACACACACACGCACAAAUGCAUGUGAAAAAUAGAAUAAAAAUUCUUGAAGUUAAUAGUGAUGGGCUAAGAUGUUGGUAACUUUGAAUUGCUAUCUGGAAUAUUUCUAAAAGUAAACUAAACAAUGUAGAAUACUUUAGAGCCAAUCCUGGAACUUAAUUUUUGUGUUAAUGUUUAAUACUUUUUCAAUAAUUCCAAUAAAAAUAAAACUGGCAUUUUCAGUGUGAAUUAUUUAUAAAUAAGACUAUUACAUUUGAGAUUUGAAAUACAGUGUGAAAAUAUUAGACAUGAGAUAAAUUCCUUGAAAUUGCUUGAAAGACCAUCUGACUGAGAUAUUUAAUAAAAUAUAACUUUAUUUUGUGUUCA
This is a messenger RNA of Peromyscus californicus insignis, 4599 nucleotides long. It is a transcript of the gene Tmem106b, whose product is annotated as transmembrane protein 106B. Gene Ontology annotation, cellular component: lysosomal membrane. NCBI's taxonomy places the organism in Eukaryota, Metazoa, Chordata, Mammalia, Rodentia, Cricetidae. Gene Ontology annotation, biological process: dendrite morphogenesis; lysosome organization; lysosome localization. The record is from RefSeq and is a predicted model, not a curated record. The transcript has 9 exons. The coding region runs from base 257 to 1084 and encodes 275 amino acids.